AGCUGCCUGGACCCUUUCACCAGCCGCCGGAGCCUGCAGGCGCUGGCCUGCCACGCCGGACUCUCCGCCUGCGAGGGGCCCGGCCUGGAGCCCCCAGACAUGGACGUGGUGCUGGAGGCCCUCAAGUGCCUGUGCAACCUCGUGCUCAGCAGCCCUGGGGCGCAGGUGCUGGCGGCCGAGGCCCGCCUGGCGGUGAAGCUCGCCGAGCGCGUGGGGCGGCACCGGGAGAGGAGCUUCCCGCACGACGUCCAGUUUUUCGACCUGAGACUCCUCUUUCUGCUGACGGCUCUCCGCACGGACGUGCGCCAGCAGCUGUUUCGGGAGCUGAACGGAGUGCGCCUGCUGACGGACACGCUGGAGCUGACGCUGGGGGCGACUCCUGAAGAGAGGGCGCCCGAGCUCCUUCCUCCCCAGGAGACCGAGCGCGCCAUGGAGACCCUCAAAGUGCUCUUCAACAUCACCUUGGACUCCGUCAAGAGGGAAGCGGAUGAGGAAGACGCUGCCUUGUACCGGCAUCUGGGGACCCUUCUACGGCACUGUGUGAUGAUUGCUGCUGCUGGAGACCGCACGGAGGAAUUCCAUGGCCACACAGUGAACCUUCUGGGGAACUUGCCCCUCAACUGUCUGGAUGUUCUCCUCACCCUGGAGCCGCACAAAGGAUCCUUGGAGUUCAUGGGAGUGAACAUGGAUGUGAUCCAUGCCCUCCUCGUCUUCCUAGAGAAGCGUCUGCACCAGACUCACAGGCUGAAGGAGAGCGUGGCUCCCGUGCUGAGUGUGCUGACAGAGUGUGCCCGGAUGCACCGCCCGGCUAGAAAGUUCCUGAAGGCCCAGGUGCUGCCCCCUCUGCGGGACGUGCGGACCCGGCCUGAGGUUGGGGAGCUGCUGCGGAACAAGCUGGUCCGCCUCAUGACCAGCCUGGACACGGACGUGAAGAGGGUGGCGGCUGAGUUCCUGUUUGUCCUGUGCUCAGAGAGCGUGUCCCGCUUCAUCAAGUACACGGGCUACGGGAACGCGGCUGGCCUCUUGGCCGCCCGGGGCCUUGUGGCGGGCAGCCGGCCCGAGGGCCAGUACUCGGAGGAUGAGGAUACGGACACGGACGAGUACAAGGAAGCCAAGGCCAGCAGCAUAAACCCGGUGACCGGGAGAGUGGAGGAAAAGCCGCCCAACCCCAUGGACGGCAUGACGGAGGAGCAGAAGGAGCACGAGGCCAUGAAGCUGGUGCACAUGUUCGACCGGCUCUCCAGGCACAGAGUCAUCCAGCCCAUGGGCAUGAGUCCCCGGGGCCAUCUCACGUCCCUGCAGGAUGCCAUGUGCGAGACCGUGGAGGGGCAGCUCUCCUCGGACCCCGACUCGGACCCCGACUGAGGAAAGCAGCCCUUCUCCCCCAUCAGAACUGGUGCUGCUUGCAGAGACUUCUUGGGCCUGCGACCUGGGAAAGCUACAUCCCGCUGGCCCCACACUCCCCCCAUCUU
Messenger RNA from Carlito syrichta (Philippine tarsier), 1472 nucleotides. It is a transcript of the gene RIC8A, whose product is annotated as RIC8 guanine nucleotide exchange factor A. Gene Ontology annotation, molecular function: guanyl-nucleotide exchange factor activity; G-protein alpha-subunit binding. Bases 100 to 1365 code for a protein of 421 amino acids. Gene Ontology annotation, cellular component: cytoplasm; plasma membrane. Lineage: Eukaryota; Metazoa; Chordata; Mammalia; Primates; Tarsiidae. The record is from RefSeq and is a predicted model, not a curated record. Gene Ontology annotation, biological process: G protein-coupled receptor signaling pathway. The transcript has 8 exons.